UUGUGAGUGUGUUUGAAACACACAUUCACUCGGUGUGACUUCGUCGAACGUUGUACGCUCAAUGUGCUGGAGUGUUGUUAAACAAGACUUCAUUCAGAAGAUUCUUACAACGACAUCUGUAUAGAGCGGGGAUAUAUUCUCGACUCGACUUUUGUUUUUUUGGGGUAAUUGUUAAGAAGACUUCCAGGGAAAAAUUAAACUAUGUCCGCCGGCUUUCGUAUACGAAAGAAAUAUGGAAUAAUAUUUCUAUUUAAAAUAUCCACAUGUCCUUAAAUGCACGUGCUCAAAGCGCACCCAACUUGUUUACAGGCGAUAAUUAGUUAUCAUGGUAGAUACUCAGCAUUUUUGUUUACGUUGGAACAAUUAUCAAAGCAGUAUAACUUCGGCAUUCGAGAAUUUACGCGAUGACGAAGAUUUUGUGGAUGUUACAUUAGCUUGCGAUGGUAAAAGUUUAAAGGCACAUCGAGUUGUACUUUCAGCGUGCAGUCCAUAUUUCAGAGAACUUCUAAAGAGCACACCAUGCAAACAUCCAGUAAUAGUGCUUCAAGAUGUGGCAUUUACUGACCUCCAUGCAUUGGUUGAAUUCAUAUAUCACGGUGAAGUAAACGUACAUCAACGAUCGUUAAGUUCGUUUCUAAAAACAGCUGAAGUAUUACGAGUCAGUGGCCUAACGCAGCAACAUGGAGAAGAACGUGGUGAUAUUGCCGCUCAAGUACAACAACAAACAAAUAACAACAGAGGUGGAACACCUCAAAAUCAUCAUUCACCGCCAUUACAUCAUCCGGAUGAUAUACCAUCACCAGAGAGUAAUGGACAUCCACCACGUCGAUCAUCAAAUAGUAGAAGAGAACGACGUAAUUCAUUGGAACAACAAAUCACUGAAUCGGAACAAAAACGACCACGUCAGGAUAUUAAUCUUAAUAAUAAUUCACCACCGGAACAGUUGACACCCACUGAUUUUUCACCAUCGGCAAUGAAACAUGCUGCUGCAUUAGCUGCUUUACAUAAUUCGGAAAGUAUUGGACAUGGAAAUGGUUUAGAUAGUGCACCACAUUCACCACAUAUUACUGCAGGACUACCACCACGGCCUACGAAUCAUGAUGACGAUGUAAAAAACGAACCAAUGGAUGCAUCAUUAGAUAUAGACAAUAACAGUAUGGACUCAAAUAGUGGAACAGAUAAAAAAGGACCCCCAUCAAAUUGCUCAGUUGGUGAUCAUGAUGAACACGAUUUACGAAUACAUCCUGCAUUUCUAACUGCAAGUGAUAGUAAACUUUUUGCGACUGCUGCUGGUACUUUUAAUUUUAGUAUGGCUGCAUUAACAGGCGAUCCUACAGGUUUAGCAGGAUUGGGCAGUCCUAGUUUACAAAGCACAGCUGAAAGCCUCGCAGGAACUUCACAAGGUAUGCUGAGUAUGUUACAUGGAAACAGUGCAGCAGUAGCCGCAGCGGCUGCAUUGAAAAAACUCUUCACAUGUAUGCGUUGUGGUAAAGUGUUGUGUUCGAAAGCAUCGCUAAAACGACAUAUUGCUGAUAAACAUGCUGAACGACACGAGGAAUAUCGUUGUGUAAUUUGUGAGAGAGUGUAUUGUUCAAGAAAUUCAUUAAUGACACACAUCUAUACAUAUCACAAGUCCCGACCUGGAGAUAUCGACAUAAAAUUUUUUUAGAAAUUGCUUAGUUGUUUAGUACAGGAAGGUUCAGGAGGCGGUACACCGUAUCGAAUGCCACCACCAACAAGUGGAGGAAUAAAUGAACCCCAAGAGUGCCCUUACUGUCGUCGUACCUUUUCCUGUUAUUAUUCAUUAAAACGC
Messenger RNA from Chrysoperla carnea, 1813 nucleotides. It is a transcript of the gene br, whose product is annotated as broad-complex core protein isoforms 1/2/3/4/5. Gene Ontology annotation, biological process: regulation of transcription by RNA polymerase II. The record is from RefSeq and is a predicted model, not a curated record. Gene Ontology annotation, molecular function: protein binding. The coding region runs from base 326 to 1669 and encodes 447 amino acids. The transcript has 6 exons. NCBI's taxonomy places the organism in Eukaryota, Metazoa, Arthropoda, Insecta, Neuroptera, Chrysopidae. Gene Ontology annotation, cellular component: nucleus.